AUGAGCGCCUCAUCUGCCCAACUGCGCGACCUCCGCGCACGUUUGAACCAGUUGCGCAUGCCGGAGCUUCGCAACAUUCUAAUGGACCUCAACCUGCCGCGUUCUGGGCGCAAGUCGGAGCUCGUGGAGCGUAUCUCCAUCGAAUUGGAGUCCUUCGCCGACAAGGCACGAGGCACCACGUCCGCUGCUUUCUACGCCGAGCGGCUUGCGGCUGGUAUGCGCAGCAUUGGUGUAACCCCGUUGACUAGUGGCGUAGAUCUGUAUACCCCUACGCAGGCUACGUCUUUAAACGGCGCGAGAUGCUUCUGCGUGACGCAAGGCGUGUCAGGCAAAGUGGUCAAGUGUGUGGAUUGUGGCUUGGCAGUGCAUGCCAAGUGCCAUCAUCUGCUACCGCUGAGUGGCGAGUGGCAUUGCGAAAUGUGUCGAGCCAAAACAUAUGAUCCAUUCUUUCGAGUGCAGAAGACCGUUCUGGACCCUAAUUUUGUGCGGUUCUCGAAGCCUGCCAGCUCUUUCCGACUGGAAUAUUACAUCACGGACAAUGACCUUAACAACAUGUAUGCUAACCGAGAUCCGAAGCCUGGAUCGAUGACGCCAGGAGCUUUGGAGCUGCAAUUACGGUGCUUUGCAGUAAAAGAAGACCUCGCAGCAGGACAUUGCUGGCCGGCUUCGACGCAGCUGAGUGUCAAUGGCUUCGGUGUGCCAAUCACACAGCGGGCUCCUCCUGGACACAGUAACCCGUCUAAAGUGCUGCGAGAGCUACCAGCUAAUAUCUUCCAGUACUCACGAGUAGGACGCAACGUGGUGGACGUCCGCACUACGGCGAACCCGACGCUGUUCGGGUUCAUGGUACAGAUCGUGGAGGUACGCAACAUUAAUGAUCUCGUGAACGAGGUUAAAGACGCGUCGAAGAACUUGACGUACGAAGGCGCCAAGCAAGAAGUCAUCAAGUCGUUUGGCAGUGAAGACGAAGACGAUGUCGUGGCCACCGUCACGAUGCUGUCCGUGCGCUGUCCGUUGGGACUGUGCGUGAUUAAUCUGCCGGCGCGAGGAAUCCACUGCAAACAUCUGCAGUGUUUCGAUCUGAAAACGUUUAUGAUAUUCAGCAAGAAAGCGCGAUCAAAGGCGUGGCGGUGUACAGUGUGCUAUCAAUUUAUCAAGGCUACGGAUUUGCGGAUCGAUCCUUAUUUAAAGAAGCUUCUUGCAGAAGUCGAAGGCGAAGAUGAUCUGGAAGAAGUGGAGAUCUUCCCGGAUGGGUCAUGGAAACGGAGACUGAAGGAGGAGGCUGUGGCGGAGCCACCGGCAAAGAAGGUGAAAGCAGAACAGACGGAGGCUGCGGGAGCUUCAACCAACACAGCACCGGGUAACGAUGGACCGCCAGGAUCAAGUGCCACUGCACCCGUUGAGAUCGAUUUAUUGUCGAGCGAUGAUGAAGACGACACAGCACCAGCUACUGCUGCGAACCCUGCGAUCACCGCUGCUGCAAGUGCAUCUGCUCCGAUUCUACUGGAUGACGACAUCGAUAUAUUGACAGUGAGCAGCGAUGCGUGGGAUACUCCUGCCACGUCAGUCGCUGCAGCUACCACGACCAACACAACAAGCGACGGCGAUUGCGGCGAGUAUUUCCCGUUCCCGCUGGAUGAAAAUCUCUUCCCGUCAACGACCAACACAGCUGUCUCGCCCCCACGAGAUUUGCUGAACCAGGCAGAGUCCAACCUGGCCAGCUCAAUGGCUUCACUGUCUCGGAAUCACAACGUGAACAACCCGUUCGACCAGCGGCAACGACGUCAAGCACGACCUCCUCCAAAACCCACCACCAUGCCGAACGAAACGGAGAUUAUCUGCUUACUGGACAGCGAUAGCGACUGA
Molecule: messenger RNA, 1866 nt
Organism: Phytophthora infestans T30-4
Lineage: Eukaryota; Oomycota; Peronosporomycetes; Peronosporales; Peronosporaceae
Product: SUMO ligase, putative
Exons: 6
Coding region: 1-1866 (621 amino acids)
Biological process (GO): protein sumoylation
Molecular function (GO): SUMO ligase activity; zinc ion binding
Source: RefSeq, a predicted model, not a curated record